Coregonus clupeaformis (lake whitefish) is the source of this 1737-nucleotide messenger RNA. Its product is annotated as WD repeat-containing protein 49-like. The transcript has 13 exons. The coding region runs from base 1 to 1737 and encodes 578 amino acids. Lineage: Eukaryota; Metazoa; Chordata; Actinopteri; Salmoniformes; Salmonidae. The record is from RefSeq and is a predicted model, not a curated record. Gene Ontology annotation, molecular function: protein binding.
AUGCCGCUGGGGAAGAAAGUUCGCCCUUCUUCAGCUGCUGGGAAACUAGAGAUUCAGAAUGUGUCCAGCAUCCUUGCUGAGCUGGGGAGUGCAGGAGAGCGAGGGACUAAGACGUCGGGGCCAGAGCAGCGGGGAGAGAGAUUGGCCCCUGGUGUCGCGAGGGUGUACCUGGGGGCCUUGUCAGAGGACAGGCCACCUCCUAAGUGGCUGGAGCGUGAGCUACUGAGACAGGAGAACCGCCGCCACUCUGUAACCCUGGGAGACCAGGUCAAACUGAGGUCACGACUGCUCUACAGUGACGAUCCCACACGCAGCUUCAGCAAGCUUAAGGAUGAGUUCUGUACGUACAUGCAGUUGGAGUACACAGAGAAGGAGGAGUCAGCGUGGCGCAGCAAACAGGUGGCUUUCUCCCUGCCUGCCACGGUCAGGGCCCUGUGCCACGGAGAGCCCGUUCUGCGCAUCCACUCCACCCCCGAUGGCACCAUCGUCACCGUCUGCGAGGACGGGGCUGUCUACUACUGGAGCCCUGAGCUCAACCUGAAGAGGAGCAAGAGCGUGUUUGUAUGCUGCGUUCUCCCGUCCACCAACAUCGAGCAGCAGAUGAGGGAGAUCAGGGAGGUGUGUCGGGAUGGGAAGGCCAGGAGGGCCCUUUCUAAUAACAAUGGGUCUCCUCAGCCCCGGGCACCAUGUGACCAGACCGUCUUCCCCGUCUACAAGGGCGUCAUGACCUUUGACCUCAGCAAACAGCACAACCUGCUGGUGACCGGAGGGAUGGACAGGGUGCUGCGUCUGUGGAACCCAUACGUCCCUGGGAAGCCCACAGGUGUGUUAAAUGGACACUCUGCUCCCAUCUUCUACCUCUUCAUCUCCUCAGAGGAAAACCGUAUCUUCUCUGUCUCUAUGGACAACACUGCCAAGAUCUGGGAUAUCCAAGACCAAAGCUGCCUCAUCACAGCCCACCCCAAAGCCAGCCUCAUCCGUGGAGACACCUCUGCAUGCCUCUAUUCUCCCUCCACCAAAGCACUGUACAUCGCAGCAGACUCACUAGCGCUGCUCUCUCUCAGGACCAGGCCCCAGCCCCAGGGACAUCUGAUCGUGUCUCACAAGGAACCUGUGUUGUGCUGCGGCUAUAGCCAUGAGUUCAGACAGGUCGUCAGCUGCACCGAAGGAUCCGUGGUGAAGGUGUGGGAUUUCGACACAGGGAGCCAGGUGUUUGAAUUUGGUGGUGCCCACGGACAAUCUGCCAUUACCUGUAUGACCUUUGACCCCAAAGGAAGGAGACUGGUCACUGGGGGGAGAGAUGGCUUUCUAAAGAUCUGGAACUUUAACAAUGGUCAGUGUCUGAAGAUACUAAAAAAGGAUGGGGAGUCCAACGAGGUGUGUGACUGCACCUACCUGACAGUCCACAGAAACACGUAUGUGAUGUCUGUUGGAUGGGACCGCAGGAUUGACAUAUACUCUGAUUCACCAGACGAGCCUCACCACAUCCAGAAGCCUCAGCCCUCAUGGCAGGACGAUCUGAGGAGGGGCCACAUAGAGGACAUCCUGUGUGUGGCCCAGUGUCCCCCGUCCCUCCUGGCCACCAGCAGCUACGACGGGGAGGUCAUUGUGUGGAACCUGGUCUCUGGACACAUCCAGUGUCGCUUUGCCAGCCGUCUGCAACCUGACUGCUGCCAUGCCCAAGGUCAGAUCACACUAUCAACCCUGAGCGGUUCGCCUGCAUGCCAUAGAGUGUAG